Molecule: messenger RNA, 1350 nt
Organism: Argentina anserina (silverweed cinquefoil)
Lineage: Eukaryota; Viridiplantae; Streptophyta; Magnoliopsida; Rosales; Rosaceae
Product: E3 ubiquitin-protein ligase PUB23-like
Exons: 1
Coding region: 34-1275 (413 amino acids)
Biological process (GO): protein ubiquitination
Molecular function (GO): ubiquitin protein ligase activity
Source: RefSeq, a predicted model, not a curated record
CUCAUCCCUGAUUACUUCCUCAGUUUCAAAUCCAUGGCAAUAGAUUUUCCUCCAUACCAUUUCAGAUGCCCCAUUUCCAUGGAGCUCAUGAAGGAACCUGUUACCAUCUCCACCGGCGUCACGUACGAACGUGUCAACAUCGAGAAAUGGUUCUUCACAUACAAGAAGAAGACAUGUCCGGCCACAAUGCAAAUAAUCGAAGAUUUCGACACCAUACCAAAUCACAUUCUCAAGAGGCUCAUUCUUGCAUGGCAAACCCAAGGGGAUCCUAAAUCAUCUUCGUCUGAGUUAUCGAGUUCGCCUUCGGAUAAACAUGAGGAUAUUGAAGAUCUUCUCAGUACAAUCAUGUCGUCCCCAUUCAAGGUCAGUUCCUUAAAGAAACUUCGUUCCAUCAUCGACAUGGGCGAGGAGACGAAAAAUGACUUCAUCAGGUCUAAUGGAGUGGAAGUUCUUGUUCAAAUACUUGAACAAAUACUUACAGAGAACUCGGAUCUCGUAACCUUUCGGGCUUGCGAGGAAGCUCUUUGUAUUCUUCACCAAUUUCCUAUCUCGGAGGAAGAAGGUGAUACUUUUAAGUUGCUGUCAAAACAAGAUUCUACCAGAUCAAUGGCAAUCAUGCUACAGCGCGGGAGCGCUGAAGCACGCCUUCACACCAUUACCAUUUUCAAGAAGAUGGCAAAAACCAAUUACGACUGGAACUUUGUGAUACAAGAUCAAGGUAUGGAUUUCUUCAAAUCCUUGUUGGAACUUGUUUCGGACGAAAUAUGCAGCAAAGCAAGCUCUUGUGCCUUGGAAGUGUUGAUAGAAAUCUUGAGAGCAUCAAAGAAAAACAAGUUGAGGGCAAUUGAAGCAGGUGCAGUUUGUGUCCUAAUAGAGCUAUUGCCGGAGUCCAGCAGAUCCAGAUGUGAGAAAAUGUUGCAAGUUAUCAAGUUACUAUGUGAAUGUGCUGAGGGGAGGCUUGCCCUGGUGGAACAUGGCAUGAGCAUUGUCGCGAUUUCGAAGAAGAUGUUGCACGUCUCCAAUGUUGCCACCAAGAUUGGGGUGAAGAUUAUGUGGUUGGUUUGUAAUUUUCACCCGACGGAGAAAGUACUGGAUGAUAUGAUGAUUUAUGGAUCGGUGAAGAAGCUUCUUGCACUGUUGCAUAUGGAUGGCAGGUCGUCGACGAGGGAUAAGGUUGUGAAGAUCUUCAAGAUGCAUGGAAAUACAUGGAAACGGUACCCUUGCUACCCUUGUGAUUUGAAGGGCUACUUGGGAUAUGUCAAUGAAAAUUGCUAGGUUUAGGGUUUUUUUUUUCUUUUUAAUUUUGUACUAAAUUUUCAAAUACAGCAAGCAGUAGACAAUUUUGUGGAC